ACCUUCCUACCUCAUUUAGUAAUGUGGGAGAAAUUUCUGAUUGAACUGAAGAUAACUCCUUCCUCCUCCUCUGACUCCGCAUUGGUGGCCGUCUUUAGUUCUCAAAUCACCAGAACUCAGAAGAACUCAGCCUCAGGAAACCAGUGCCUAGUUUUUAUGUUACACUGUUGUCACAAUGGCUUCAGGGAAGGAAAACAGUGGACUGGACAAUCUGGCAUUUGAUAUGGAUGAACAAAUCAAUGAUCAACCCAGAGAAAAGGUGGGUAAGACAGAUGGGAGCAGCUGUGUAACAGAGGAUGACAGAAACAAACCGACCUAUUGUGUAACCGAUGUUCCUCCCUGGUACCUUUGUAUUUUUCUGGCCAUUCAGCAUUACCUGACAGCAUUUGGUGGGAUCAUCUCCAUCCCUCUCAUUCUCUCCGAGGGGCUGUGUCUGCAACAUGACAGCCUGACCCAGAGUCGCCUCAUUAAUACUAUUUUCUUCGUCUCUGGCCUGUGCACCCUGCUACAGGUCACCUUCGGUGUCAGGCUUCCCAUCCUACAGGGGGGUACAUUUGCCUUGGUGACGCCUGCCAUGGCCAUGUUGUCCAUGCCGGAAUGGAAGUGCCCAGCUUGGACUCAGAACACCACUCUGGUCAACACCUCCUCACCUAUCUUCAUAGAAGUGUGGCAGUCACGCAUUAGAAUGCUGCAGGGCUCUAUCAUGGUGGCCUCUCUCCUCCAGAUCCUGGUCGGUUUUUCUGGCCUCAUCGGUUUCCUCAUGCGCUUCAUUGGACCGUUAACCAUUGCCCCCACUGUCUCCCUCAUAGGCCUGUCACUGUACGAGUCAGCCGGAGCCAAGACAGGCAGCCACUGGGGCAUCUCUGCUAUGACCACAGUGCUGAUCAUCCUGUUCUCCCAGUAUCUCCGUCGCAUACCAAUCCCUGUUCCUUCAUACAGCAAAACCAAGAAACUGCACGUCUCGAAGUUCUACAUCUUCCAGAUAAUGCCUAUUCUGCUGGGCAUUGCGGUCUCAUGGUUAGUCUGCUACCUCCUCACCAUCUAUGAUGUCCUACCAUCUGAUCCAGCUCAAUAUGGCUACCUGGCCCGCACUGAUGUGAAGGGAAAUGUGGUGAACGAAGCUUCCUGGUUCACAUUUCCUUAUCCAGGUCAGUGGGGGGUGCCAACUGUGAGCCUGGCAGGUGUGUUUGGCAUGAUGGCGGGAAUAAUAUGCUCUAUAUCAGAGUCUGUGGGCGACUACCAUUCAUGCGCCAAGCUCUCAGGGGCACCUCCUCCCCCCAAGCACGCCAUCAGCCGGGGCGUUGAAGGGCUGGGCUCUUUGUUGGCAGGGGCUUUUGGCACAGGCAAUGGCACUACCUCAUUUAGUGAGAAUGUGGCAGCUCUCGGUAUUACCAAGGUGGGUAGUCGAACGGUGAUUCUCCUAAGUGGAAUUUUCAUGAUUUUGAUGGGCAUGCUGGGUAAAAUUGGAGCUGUUUUCACAACCAUCCCCACCCCUGUGAUUGGAGGGAUGUUCCUGAUCAUGUUUGGAGUCAUAACUGCAGCUGGAAUAUCUAAUCUGCAGUCCACAGACAUGAACUCCUCCAGGAAUAUCUUUGUUUUUGGUUUUUCCAUGUUCUGUGCACUCGUCAUUCCACACUGGAUCUUGGAGAAUCCUGGUUUUAUAGCAACAGGUGUGAAAGAGCUGGACCAAGUGCUGCACAUAUUGCUGACCACCCAUAUGUUCGUGGGAGGUUUCCUUGGCUUCUUCCUCGAUAACACAGUUCCUGGGACUAAACGUGAGCGUGGCCUCUUAGAGUGGAGCAAAGUGCAUAUAGAGGACUCUGGCAACACCUUGGGAACUGAGGAGGUGUAUGACCUCCCCUUUGGCAUAACCUCUUGCCUCUCAUCCCAGGCUUGGGUUCGCUACAUCCCUUUCUGCCCAUGGAGGGGCCAGAAAUCUCAGCACAAGUCUGACGACAACAUGUCACAGAGCCAUGGAAAUGAGCACAACACAGGGGUCAUUGAUGAAAUAGCACUAUAAUGUCUAAAGCAGAGGUUGUUAUAUAAUUUAUUAAAACAACUUGCACUUUUUGCUGUUUCUUACCACUCUGGAGCCACAGAAAUAUUGUCAAGACUUUCAUGGCUUUGAUCUUUAUGCUAUAUAUCUCUGGCUGCUUCUUAAAAUUGAAUAAUAUUCUGGCAAAAUAUAAUCUUGGUCAUUUUCUCUUUCUAAAAUUAAGUUAAUCUCUUUUUUUAGUCCUACAGUUUUUUUGGUUUUUUUUGUAGAAAAACUGUCAAUACUGUGGUAAAUGUUAACAUGGAAAUUGUAUUUUCACCAUGUGAGACUUAUUACACUGAGAGAGAAAUAAAAAUAUCUGAGUGUGAACUUUAGCACUCACAUCCUGUCAACACCAAUUAAAAGGGAAAUAUUGAACGAUCA
Lates calcarifer (barramundi perch) is the source of this 2419-nucleotide messenger RNA. RefSeq names its product solute carrier family 23 member 1. The record is from RefSeq and is a predicted model, not a curated record. Gene Ontology annotation, cellular component: membrane. Gene Ontology annotation, biological process: transmembrane transport. Bases 176 to 2020 code for a protein of 614 amino acids. Lineage: Eukaryota; Metazoa; Chordata; Actinopteri; Centropomidae. Gene Ontology annotation, molecular function: transmembrane transporter activity. The transcript has 12 exons.